This is a messenger RNA of Manihot esculenta (cassava), 925 nucleotides long. RefSeq lists its product as uncharacterized. The record is from RefSeq and is a predicted model, not a curated record. Lineage: Eukaryota; Viridiplantae; Streptophyta; Magnoliopsida; Malpighiales; Euphorbiaceae. The transcript is spliced from 3 exons. The coding region runs from base 129 to 506 and encodes 125 amino acids.
GUAAUAAAAUCAUGUUUUCUCUCGUUCGCAUGACGAGUUCUUAUGCAAUGAACUCUUGACUUGCUCUGCUAAUCCUAGAGGAUGAAGAGGAGGAGGCGGCUAUUCUUCUCAAACAGGAUGACAACUCAAUGGCGAUAGCGACUCCGGCAUUCACCUUGGUCGACCAACUAUUGACAGAUAGGUCCAUCAAUUUUGGUGCUCUGCACAAUACUCUUUCUGUUGUUUGGAGACCUGGGCGAGGCGUUAAUAUUAAGAAGAUAGGUGAUCGGCUCUACUUGUUUCGGUUCUUCCAUGCCGUCGAUGUGAACUGGGUUUUAGAGGCAAGAUUGUACUCUUUCAAUAACCACCUCUUACUGCUACACCACGUACAGCCGGAGGAAAAUCCAUCUACGGGAUACAUAAUUUAUCAGCUUGCCAUCCUAGGGUCCUGGAGGAAACUUUGGCAGAUACAGGUACCGCCAAAAGUUAAAAACUUCAUGUGCCCUUCGAGACUAGGUUGUGCGUGACUCUUUGGCAUGGCAGAAAUAUCCACUUGUGGUGAGAUCGACACCCAAAUCCCCAUUUGCUUGUUUGGUCUGCUGGGGACUUCGUAUCAUCAUGGCUAAACGCCCAACAAUUAGCGAGUAUUCUUCUUGACAUCUCCCCUCCCAUCUCUUCUAGUUCAUGGCAAGCACCUAGUGUUGGGCGAGUAAAAUGUAAUAUGGAUGCAGAAGUUUUUAGUCAUUUUGACACUAUUAGUUAUGGGGCCAUUUUACGUAAUGCAUCUAGCUCAUUUAUGGCUGCAUUUUCUUAUUAAUUGCGAGGUAGUCUCAAGUCCAAAAUAGUUGAAGCUCUUCCUUUACAUGAACCACCCAUGUAAUUUAAUGUCUAUAGUACUCGUUUAGUGGAUAUUGAACUUGAUUCAAAAGGUGUGAUAAAUGUUGUU